This is a messenger RNA of Saprolegnia parasitica CBS 223.65, 213 nucleotides long. RefSeq lists its product as hypothetical. Lineage: Eukaryota; Oomycota; Saprolegniomycetes; Saprolegniales; Saprolegniaceae. The coding region runs from base 1 to 213 and encodes 70 amino acids. The transcript has 2 exons. The record is from RefSeq and is a predicted model, not a curated record.
AUGGACCCGGAUUUGGACGUGGCCUGCUACGACAGCAGUCACUACAGGUGGAUGCUCUUCGUCGGCUGUAUACGUUACACAAGCACCCUUGACGACCCGCGCACGAAACUCCAGCUCUCUUUGACGGGUGCAAGACCAAGUAUAACUACUGGGAAAUCUGGUGCAACUGCCUCUAUUGUCCGUGACGCGCAUGACGAGAUCGUACGGUCAUGA